GCCAUGCCCUGGCGCUCCUAAAACCGUCAUUUCUCCUCCCAUUUCCUUCCCCGGUCCUCCGAGCCGCCAGAGGACGCCGGUAGGGCCGGGGACACCCAACCCUGCUCCUGCUCCCGGCUGCGGGUACGGGGCCCGAUGGAGCGGUCGGGCGGCGGGCGUGUGGUGCUGUGCCUGCUGUGCGGGCUGCCGGCCGCCGGCAAGUCCACGCUGAGCCGGGCCCUGCGCCGCCUCUUGCCGCCCCGCCAGGGCUGGGACUGCGCCGUGCUGGUCUACGACGAGCUGAUCCCGCAGGAGGCCCCCGGCCCGGCGGAGCCCGGCUGGAAGCGGCGGCGGCGGGAGGUGCUGAGGCACCUGGAGCGCCUCCUGAGGGCCCCGGCGGCCUGCGCCGAGCGGGGGCUGCUGGAGCCGGGGGCCGCCGCCGGGCCGCUCUGCAUCGUCCUGGAUGACAACUUCUACUACCGGAGCAUGCGAUACGAGGUGUACCAGCUGGCUCGCAAGUAUUCCCUGAGCUUCUGCCAGUUAUUUCUGGAGUGCCCGCUUGAACAGUGCUUGCAGAGGAAUCGCCUGAGGAGCCACCCAGUCCCCGACGAGACGAUACGGCUGAUGGCAACAAGAAUAGAACUGCCGGACCCCAAGAAAUAUGCCUGGGAGCAGAACAGCCUGGUUCUGAAAAGUUCUGAAUGCCCCUCAGAGGAAGAGUCUGAUGCGGCAUUGAUGAAGGGUUUUUAUGCACAGAUAAUUAAUUUGCUGGCCACUGCUUUGGAAAAUCCAGUGAAGCAAAAUGAGGAAAAUACUGAGCAGAAGGAAGCUGAUCGAGUGGCCUGUGCAGCUAGUACUGUCCAUCAAGCUGAUCAGACAUGCCGACGAGUCAUCUCUCAAACAAUGAAGGAGGCAAAAGAUAAAAACAUGCUUCCAAGUGAGAUGAAGAGCCUGGCAGAAGAACUCAACAAACUCAAAGCAGCAUUUUUGGAAGAUUUGCGGCAAGAAACUCAUCUGAAUAAUCAAACUGGCCAACAAAAUCACUCUUUUGACCCUGCUACAAGUGUAUUUUCUUCAUUCCAAUGUGAGGCAACCAGUGUAGUUAAUAAAUAUAUUUUAAAAUAAUGACAGAGUAUAUUUUAAAAUAAUGACAGUGUUGGAUUGCUUUUAAGAAUAAAAAGCA
Cygnus olor (mute swan) is the source of this 1162-nucleotide messenger RNA. It is a transcript of the gene PSTK, whose product is annotated as phosphoseryl-tRNA kinase. The transcript is spliced from 5 exons. Gene Ontology annotation, molecular function: kinase activity; tRNA binding. The coding region runs from base 136 to 1104 and encodes 322 amino acids. The record is from RefSeq and is a predicted model, not a curated record. Lineage: Eukaryota; Metazoa; Chordata; Aves; Anseriformes; Anatidae.